Molecule: messenger RNA, 2102 nt
Organism: Onychomys torridus (southern grasshopper mouse)
Lineage: Eukaryota; Metazoa; Chordata; Mammalia; Rodentia; Cricetidae
Product: cytochrome P450 2B1-like
Exons: 9
Coding region: 1-1476 (491 amino acids)
Biological process (GO): xenobiotic metabolic process
Cellular component (GO): intracellular membrane-bounded organelle; cytoplasm
Molecular function (GO): iron ion binding; heme binding; oxidoreductase activity, acting on paired donors, with incorporation or reduction of molecular oxygen, reduced flavin or flavoprotein as one donor, and incorporation of one atom of oxygen
Source: RefSeq, a predicted model, not a curated record
AUGGAGCCCAGUGCCCUGCUCCUCCUCACUCUCCUCAUGGGCUUUUUGCUGCUCCUUGUCAGGGGCCACACAAAGGCCCGUGGUCAACUCCCACCUGGACCCCAUCCCCUGCCCCUCUUGGGGAACCUCCUGCAGAUGGACAGAAAAGGCCUCCUCAACUCCUUCAUUCAGCUUCGAGAAAAAUAUGGAGAUGUGUUCACAGUGCACCUGGGACCGAGGCCUGUGGUCAUGCUGUGUGGGACAGAGGCCAUAAGGGAGGCUCUGCUGGACCAAGCUGAGGCUUUCUCUGGCCGGGGGACAAUUGCUGUGUUUGAGCCAAUUGUACAGGGAUAUGGAUUGAUCUUUGCCAAUGGGGAACGCUGGAAGACCCUGAGGCGAUUCUCUCUGGCCACCAUGAAGGAUUUGGGAAUGGGGAAGCGGACUGUGGAGGAGCGGAUAAAGGAGGAGGCCCAAUGUCUGGUGGAGAAGCUGCAGAAAUCCCAGGGAGCCCCCAUGGACCCCACCUUCCUCUUCCAGUGCAUCACAGCCAACAUCAUCUGCUCCAUUGUCUUUGGAGAGCGCUUUGACUACAAAGACUGCCAGUUCCUUCACCUGCUGGACCUGUUCUUUCAGACUGUCUCACUCAUCAGCACAUUCUCCAGCCAGAUGUUUGAACUCUUCUCUGGCUUCCUGAAGUACUUUCCUGGUGCCCACAAGCAAAUCUUCAAAAACCUGCAGGAAAUCCUCAACUACAUUGGUGAGAGUGUGGAGCAGCACAGGGCAACCUUGGACCCCAGCAAUCCAAGGGACUUCAUCGAUACCUACCUUCUACGCAUGGAGAAGGAGAAGACCAACCCCCACACGGAGUUCCAUCACCAGAACCUCAUGAUCUCUGUGCUGUCUCUCCUCUUUGCUGGCACUGAGACCAGCAGCACCACUCUCUGCAAUGGCUUCCUGCUCAUGCUCAAAUACCCCCAUGUUGCAGAGAAAGUCCAAAAGGAGAUUGAUCAGGUGAUUGGAUCACAUCGACCCCCAACCCUUGAUGACCGCAUGAAAAUGCCUUACACUGAGGCUGUCAUCCAUGAGAUUCAGAGAUUUUCAGAUCUUAUCCCGAUUGGUCUGCCACACAGGGUCACCAAAGACACAUUGUUCCGAGGGUACCUGCUUCCCAAGAACACUGAAGUGUACCCCAUCCUGAGUUCAGCUCUCCAUGACCCACGGUACUUUAAACAACCAGACACCUUCAAUCCUGACCACUUCCUGGAUGCCAAUGGGGCUCUGAAGAAAAAUGAAGCUUUCAUGCCCUUCUCUAUAGGAAAGCGUAUUUGUCUUGGCGAAAGCAUUGCCCGAAAUGAGUUGUUCCUUUUCUUUACCACCAUCCUCCAGAACUUCUCUGUGUCCAGUCCUGUGGCUCCUGAGGAUAUUGACCUCACUCCCAAGAACAGUGGUGUAAGCAAAAUACCCCCUACAUACCAGAUUCACUUCCUGCCCCGUUGAAUGAGCUGAGGAACGAGUGUCAAUGGAUUUCAGUGUCCCCACUUCUGUCCAUCUGUGGCAUCAUGUUCUCCCCUGGGAAUGGAAUUGAAAAAAAAAAAUAGUCAAGUGCCUGCCUUGAAGUAUGAACAGAGAGACUCCUGGAGGCCACAGCUAAUUCUGUGUCACUUUUCUCAUGCUUUUAGCAGCUACAGUCCCAACUUAUCCACACCCUGUGCUCCUUGAUCUGUGCUAAUAGAUAAUAGACUGCUUAUUGUCUCUCUUGAGUCAUCUCCAUCCUAUUCCUGUGUGUUUAGGGUCACGAUCCCCUUUACUGAUGAGUGACAGAGGUCACACACACCAUCACACUGCAAGUGAGCAGGGGAGCAAGACUGCACUGGGAGUCCAGAGCAAACUCUUUGCUAUGGCAACUCUCAGCCCUCGUGUGUGUUUAAAUUGAGAUGAAAUUUAUACACCAAAACUAACUAAUUUUUUUAGUUUAGUAUUUCAAGACAGAGUCUUAUGUAGCUCAGACCAGCCUCAAAAUUUAUAUGUGUUCAAAGAUGACUUGAACUCUUGGACCCACUUUCCUUCAUUACCCAAAUACUGGCAUUAUAGGUACGUGGACCUACAUCCAGAUUUUAAAAUGA